Drosophila rhopaloa is the source of this 1464-nucleotide messenger RNA. RefSeq names its product lysosomal aspartic protease. The record is from RefSeq and is a predicted model, not a curated record. Gene Ontology annotation, cellular component: lysosome. Gene Ontology annotation, biological process: cell death; proteolysis. Gene Ontology annotation, molecular function: aspartic-type endopeptidase activity. Lineage: Eukaryota; Metazoa; Arthropoda; Insecta; Diptera; Drosophilidae. The transcript has a single exon. The coding region runs from base 89 to 1330 and encodes 413 amino acids.
UAUCUGAAUGAAAGAAGCUGAAGUCAAGCUGCAGCGCUAUAAAUACGUGACCAAGUAGGCCUCAAUUGGCAAAUCGAAAACUCGGACCAUGAAGGUCAAGUGGAACUGUUUCAAGUUACUGCUGUUCUGGCUAACAGCACUGACUUUCUUGGCUUUGAAAGUGGACUCGCGCAAACGUGUAAAAAUUGGAUUACACAGGAAUCCUGAACCAAUUCACCAAAAUAUAAAGAACGAACUGAAGACCCUGUCCAUCAAGCACAAACUGACGGUUGAUGAUUCAACAACAGUAGCUCCUUCGAAAUCGGAAACAAUUGAUCCAGGAUCAGGGGUGGCCAGACUGGGAAACCUCUAUAACACGGAGUAUUUUCUAUCCUUGGGCAUUGGAAAUCCCCCACAGAAGCAAAACGUACUGAUCGAUACGGGCUCUGCGAAUCUGUGGGUUUACUCAAGUAAGUGCCCAGACACGUUUAAACCCUGUGCGAGUCAGCAAAAGUACAACUCAAGUGCAUCCACAACUUACAAGGCUUUGAAUGCCACAUUCAGUAUCCAAUAUGGCUCAAAUAGGGACGGAGAAAUUAUUGCCCUCUCCGGUUUUCAAUCCCAGGACACAGUAAACAUAGCUGGAUUUUCCAUAAAAAAUCAGACAUUUGCUGAGGUCACCAAUGCACCAGAGGCCGCCGCAUUUCUCAAGUCGGAGUUCGUUGGUAUAAUGGGCUUGGGAUUCUCCAACAUUGCCAUCGACAAUAUUACCCCACCAUUCUUCAAUUUAGUAACUCAAGGUCUGAUUAAAAAGGCAGUGUUUUCCAUUUACCUAAACAGAAAUGGCACGAAUGCCAUCAAUGGUGGUGAGUUGAUUUUGGGAGGCACAGAUUCGGGUCUUUAUUCUGGAUGUCUGACCUAUGUGCCCGUUUCAACGCCAGGCUACUGGCAAUUCACAAUGAAAAGUGCCAAAGUGAGUGGGUUCAGCUUUUGCGACAAUUGCGAGGCCAUACUCGACGUGGGCACUUCUCUGAUUGUUGUGCCUGAGAAACUUCUGACCUCAAUCAAUCAAAUAUUGGGUAUUCUAGACAAGAACUCUUCGAACAGCGUCUUUUUUGUGGAUUGCUCUAGGAUCAGUGAUCUACCGGACUUCAUCUUCACCAUUGCCCACAGAGAAUUUCGCUUGAAGUCCACCGAUUAUGUGCUCCGAUAUGGAGACACUUGUGUUUCGGGAUUUACCAGCUUAAAAGGCAACACCUUGUUGAUUCUCGGCGAAGUAUUCUUGGGAGUUUACUACACGGUGUACGAUACUUUCUAUAAGCUAAUUGGAAUAGCCCCAGCAGUUCACUGAUUUACAUAAUAUUAUUCGGCUAACAUAUUAUUUCCACUAAUAACUUUUUAAUCAAAACCUAUUGUUCAUAAAAUUAACCACUUUUAAUAUGUAACCCACUUCGUAAAAUAAAGCUACUCCCAGAUUAAAAUUAA